Molecule: messenger RNA, 1418 nt
Organism: Talpa occidentalis (Iberian mole)
Lineage: Eukaryota; Metazoa; Chordata; Mammalia; Eulipotyphla; Talpidae
Gene: CUNH1orf202
Product: chromosome unknown C1orf202 homolog
Exons: 2
Coding region: 856-1251 (131 amino acids)
Source: RefSeq, a predicted model, not a curated record
AGGUCUUGUAACAAACCUAUUUUUUCAGUUUCCUGAACGAUGCUGAGGAACAUCUUGCAAAUCAUAAUAAGAACCACAAAGGUCAGUCUAAUCGUAAUAAUGGCAUGAAGGGGAAUAUCUAGAGGAAAGUAACUCAUGGGAGUGGAGGGCAGGGAUGCCAAGAUUUUCCACAAAAAAAAUCUUCUGUUCGUGAUCAGGAAAAAAUUAUUGGAAAAAUCAUAAUCCUACAAGGAAGAGGCCAUUGAGUGACAGUUGAAGAAAAUUAAAUUUUGAGAUCUUUCCUAAAAGUCUGGUUGCCUGUUGGCUGAAAAAUACAGAACACCUGAAAUGAGUUAACAAAAUAUUAGAAGCCUCCAGGGCAACACACGCUUGGGAGUGAAAUCCAAGCCUUGAUCCAGGCCAGGUUAUGCAACCCCCUCUGGGUAGAGACUGACUAGUAAUAGCAAACGAUGGAGUUGGAUCUUGGGAAUUUCCUAGAUAUUUUUUUUUGUUGUUGUUGUUGCCAGUCGGCGGUCUGCAAAUCAAGCAUUAUAGAACUUGGCUGACUUUGUGGACUUAGGAAUUAUCUGGGAUUUUGAUUCUGGUCUCCUCUGUUGCUGAGAAUCGGGGUGCACACUCGGGACCAGAGGGGUGUAUAGGCUCCACUGGCCAUUAUGGGGUCACCUUUCUGGUCUCCUUGACAACCUCCGUUGGGGUUUCCCGGGUAACCUAAACCAUGGGGAGGUCGCCAGGCGAAUACCCGGGCGGGCUAUAGGAAGGGACUUGUGGGCCCCUUUUGCAUUCUUAGAGGCCGUCGGCGCACUGGCGGCCCCUCAGUUCCUAAGACUUGGGUCUUGGUCCCCAGCCUGGCCUGGCAUGGCGGACGCGCUGCCCGGCGGCCCUCGGCGAGUGGGCGCGCAGCACGACCUGCUGGAGAAGGUGGCGCGUCUGAAGCGGUGUGGUUCGCAGCGUGGGCAGCAGGAGGCUGCCGGACGGCGUGUGGCCACCAGCGACCGCGGCUCCUGCUCGGGAUGCUGGUGCUGGCGGCGGCUCUUCCGACGGAUCGAGGCGCGAAGCCCACGCAGGAAGGCCAAAUACGCGCGGCCCGGCAAGGCGGCCCAGGAGCAAGGCCUGUGGGACCACCCGAGCCUGCAGAAGCUGUUCCAGAGGCUGGCGAUGUGGAGGCGGCGCUACCUGCGGUGCGGGGAGCAGCGGGAGAGGCUGGAGGAGAUCCCGCUGCUGGUGCUGGACCGCGCGGAGCGUGGCGACUAGGCCAAGGGCCGCGCUGCAGACAUAAGGCCAGGGCACAAGGCCCUGCCUGUCUGUUGAUCCCCACGAGGAACCGAUGUCCCACUCAGCUCCUCUGCACCCAGAGCACUGCAAUGUUUAUUUAACAAAGGCAAGAAAUGAAAGUAAAUAAAAAGGCUCUAUGAAUGAAA